Lolium rigidum is the source of this 1078-nucleotide messenger RNA. Its product is annotated as 40S ribosomal protein S2-4-like. Gene Ontology annotation, molecular function: structural constituent of ribosome; RNA binding. NCBI's taxonomy places the organism in Eukaryota, Viridiplantae, Streptophyta, Magnoliopsida, Poales, Poaceae. Gene Ontology annotation, cellular component: cytosolic small ribosomal subunit; ribosome. The record is from RefSeq and is a predicted model, not a curated record. Gene Ontology annotation, biological process: translation. The transcript has 2 exons. The coding region runs from base 80 to 916 and encodes 278 amino acids.
CUCUAGCCCAGUACAGCCGCAACUACACGCACCCCGGCGAUCCGAGCUCUCCGCCGCCCCAAGAACCCCAAUCCCCAACAUGGCGGAUCGUGGAGGUGAGCGCGGAGGAGACCGAGGUGGUUUCGGCCGCGGGUUCGGACGCGGUGACCGCGGCGGCCGUGGCGACCGUGGCCGCGGUGGGCGACGCGGUGGCCGUCGUGGAGGCCGCCCGGAGGAGGAGGCGUGGGUUCCCGUCACCAAGCUCGGGCGCCUCGUGAAGGAAGGGAGGUUCCAGAAGAUGGAAGAGAUCUACCUCCACUCGCUCCCCGUCAAGGAGCACCAGAUCGUGGAUACCCUCUGCCCAGGGCUCAAGGACGAGGUGAUGAAGAUCACGCCUGUGCAGAAGCAGACGCGGGCCGGACAGCGCACGCGCUUCAAGGCCUUCGUCGUCGUCGGCGACAGCAACGGCCACGUCGGUCUCGGGGUCAAGUGCGCCAAGGAGGUGGCCACGGCUAUACGCGGCGCCAUCAUCCUCGCCAAGCUGUCCGUGGUGCCGGUCAGGAGGGGGUACUGGGGAAACAAGAUCGGCCAGCCCCACACCGUCCCGUGCAAGGUGACUGGCAAGUGUGGGUCCGUGACGGUGCGCAUGGUGCCGGCGCCAAGGGGGUCUGGAAUCGUGGCGGCCCGCGUGCCCAAGAAGGUUCUCCAGUUCGCCGGCAUCGAAGAUGUCUUCACCUCGUCGCGUGGCUCCACCAAGACCCUCGGCAACUUUGUCAAGGCCACCUUUGAUUGCCUUAUGAAAACCUAUGGCUUCCUGACUCCUGACUUCUGGAUGGAGACACGGUUUGUGAAGGCCCCGUACCAGGAGUUCACGGACCUGCUGGCUUCUAAGCCAAAGCUCAUGAUCGAGGCACCUGUGGAGAAGAUAGAAGCUUAGAUGUUUGGAGUAAAGUGUUGAGAAUCUAUUUUGGCGUUUGCAGGGAACUUGGUUUCGUACUCCCGUUUGUGCAAGACUUGUGGCUUACGUAUGACCGAAUCAAAAUUUUGAAUCAUGGAAAGUUGGGCACAAUAGAUGGUUCUUGCAUUUAGCAUUUUUUUA